Messenger RNA from Lycium barbarum (goji berry), 2884 nucleotides. RefSeq names its product KH domain-containing protein HEN4. Gene Ontology annotation, molecular function: mRNA binding. The coding region runs from base 179 to 1846 and encodes 555 amino acids. The transcript is spliced from 8 exons. Gene Ontology annotation, cellular component: nucleus; cytoplasm. NCBI's taxonomy places the organism in Eukaryota, Viridiplantae, Streptophyta, Magnoliopsida, Solanales, Solanaceae. The record is from RefSeq and is a predicted model, not a curated record. Gene Ontology annotation, biological process: regulation of gene expression.
UAAUACAUACAUACACGACGUGGCCCGUUAGAAAAGAAUAAAGGAGGCCUUAACCCUGUUGGGGUCAAAAACCCUAGCGCUAUUAAUCAACAAACACGACCGCACUAUUCUCUUUGCUGGAUUCUACUCUUCCAUAUUCCUUACCAGUUUUUUCCCAGUGUUUCAUCCAUAUUUUGUAAUGGCUGGUCGACGGGAUAGCUACGGGAAACGGUCUCAUUCUCAGUCAGAUUAUGGUGAAAACGGGUCAAACAAAAGGAGAAGUACUAGAAAUGAUAAGGAUCCUUUCUCUAUUGGCCCCGAUGACACAGUAUAUCGAUACUUGUGCCCAGUAAAGAAGAUUGGCAGUAUCAUAGGUAAAGGUGGGGAGAUUGUUAAACAAUUAAGGGUGGACACUAAAGCAAAAAUUAGAAUUGGUGAGACAGUACCUGACUGUGAUGAGCGUGUUGUCACCAUCUACAGCUCAAGCGAAGAAACAAAUGAGAUUGAUGGCUCUGAAGAUCGUGUUUGUCCAUCUCAGGAUGCCCUUCUCAGAGUAUAUGAUAAAAUCAUUAAUGAUGACACUAUGGACGAGGACUCUGAGGGAGCAGCACAGGUUACUGUUAAGCUUCUAGUACCUUCAGAUCAGAUUGGAUGUAUUAUUGGAAAAGGGGGACAGAUAGUUCAGGACAUUCGAAGUGAAACUGGUGCUCAGAUUCGUAUUUUGAAAGAUAGGCAUUUGCCUGCAUGCGCCUUGAGCUCAGAUGAACUUGUGCAGAUAUCUGGUGAAGUUGCUGUAGUGAGGAAGGCUCUCUAUGAAAUUGCAACUCGUCUUCACAAUAAUCCAUCCCGUACUCAACAUAUUCUAGCCUCUGAUGCACCAACUGUCUACUCUUCGAGCAGUUCACUUAUAGGUCAUGCUGGUGGUGCUCCAAUAGUGGGAAUAGCUCCGUUAGUGGGGCCAUAUGGGGGUUACAAAGGGGAGAGUGGUGACUGGUCAAGGUCUUUCUACACAGCUCCAAGGGAUGAAUCAUCUUCAAAGGAAUUUUCUCUUCGUCUAGUGUGUCCUACUGCAAAUAUUGGGGGUGUUAUUGGGAAAGGUGGCGUCAUAAUAAACCAAAUUAGACAAGAGUCUGGUGCAGUGAUCAAGGUUGAUAGUUCUAACGCUGAAGGUGACAAUUGUGUGAUUUCUGUUUCUGCAAAAGAGUUUUUUGAGGACACAUAUUCUCCCACAAUUGAAGCAGCAUUGCGCUUGCAACCAAGGUGCCGUGAGGAAGUGGAACGGGAUUCUGGUCUUAUAUCAUAUACCACAAGGUUGCUGGUUCCGGCAUCUCGAAUUGGCUGUCUUAUUGGGAAAGGAGGAUCCAUAAUUAAUGAGAUGAGGAAAAUCACGAAAUCUAAUAUUCGCAUUCUCUCGAAAGAAGACCUUCCGAAGGUUGCAUCUGAAGAUGAUGAGAUGGUUCAGAUAUCAGGAGAUCCUGACGCUUCAAAGGAUGCACUCAUGCAAGUAACAUCACGUUUAAGGGCAAAUUUUUUUGAAAAAGAGGGGCCCAUGUCUGCCUUUGUGCCAGUUCUUCCCUACCUCCCCAUGUCAACAGAUUCAGAUACCUUGAAAUAUGAAAACAGAGAUACUAGGAGACAUGCACGGGAACAUUCCUACUCAACUGCGUAUGGUGGUACUAGUGAUCUUCCACAUGCUGAUGGUUUUGGAAGUUAUGGUACUCUCCAGAGUAGUAGUAGUGUAGGAUAUGGGGCAUAUGAAGGAUAUUCCCCUGCUUAUCCAAAAGAAGGAUAUUCCCAUGGGCGUUCCGGUGGAUCUGGGUCUUCAAGGCAAAGCUCUGCUCCCCGGAGAAAAAGUUAUGGUUACUAGAGCUUGUAACAGGACCACAGUUCUUGCUCUUCUGAGGAGGAUGUUGUGGCUAUGGAAUGUGCAUACAGCUUAAGCUACAGGGGUCCCUGCAGUUCUCUGUAGACCCUGGAACUUCAAUGCGAUGAUCUGUGUGAUUUAGUUGUGCAAGAUGUAUCUGUAUGCCAAAAUGCAGUGAUAUAAUUUUCUCUGCCAAUCACUGUGGAAUCUGAUAGCUUUGGGAGUACUGGUUGGAAUUGAUUGAAGCAGGUAAAAUCUUAUGGUAAGUCUCAUAUUCUUGUUAUCACAUGCUUACUUUUGUUGUAUGAUUCACAUAUCAAACCAAAAAAAAAAAACUUUUGUCAGAUGAUUUAUAUGCAAGCUCUUAUGUUAUUGCCAAUGAAUCUGCAUGUUUAGUGGAAUUUACUCAUGUAUGCUAGGAGGUUGUAUUUUCUUUGCAUUUGUUUGACGAGAAUCUCUUCUUUGUUCCGUUGGAUAGAGUCUUUACUUCUUUUGCUGAUGCCUUGUCUUAUUGCUCAUCUUAUGCAAUGCUCCAUUAUUUGUUCUUUCUUGUUGAGAGUGGUGGGGGUUGAGUUGAAAGGGUGGCUGUGUCUUGAAGAAGAGUGGUUAAAUGAUAUGAGAGGAUACUUGUUUACAAAGAUAAAUCAAUCAUGGGGUAUGAGGAGUUGAUCUGGAGUUGAAUUGGUCUUUUAUAAGUACUGGCACCAAGUUGAGGCUUAGUAGAUGUUGAUUUCCUACAACUAAUCACGUCAAGUUAGAAGUUGCCUCUCCUAUUGCAUGGAAUAUAGAUUUUGUAUAAUUUGUCGUGUUGCUACCCAAAAACAAACUGGUGCGGUAAACUGCCCGCCUUAAUAUGAUCCGGUUGUUUCUUAGGGCCGUAGAUCUUUGAUUUUUGUAAAUAUUUUGAUAUAAUCAUCAAGUAUUUGUAAAUAGGACCAUUUGGACGUAGUAACUUGCCUAAGAUUGGGAAGUUUGGUUUCCCUUAAAGAGGCCCAAUGACAGCAGUAUCUAAUUUCAAGGCAUUAUGCUAUAUCAUCGGAA